UAAGAGCGCUGCUAGUUCCGUUAUAACCGCAGAGGACGGCGAAACGUCUACGAAAACCUGGGGAAGGUUAAAAAAAACGGGUUAAAAAAAGUUAGUUCCGCUCUUAGCAUGUUUUCACAUGAAGAAAUCUGUUAAAAAGCGAAGAACAGGUUUCCCCCCCCAGUGCGAGGACCCUUCCAACAUCAGAGGCGAUGCGAUGUGCGUGAGCUAUGCCUUUUAGAAAUGGACAGAUUUUAUCCAAGCGAAAACAUGGCGCCUCUUUCCCCAAGUUUGGAUUAUUUUCCAGUCUGCUCUUCACUCUCUGUUGCCUGGAGGCAUGGGGCUGGAGCCCAGCGCACGGGGACGGCGGCAGCGGGAGGAGUUGCGGGAGCCCGUGUCCCGGUAACUGUACGUGUGUUCUUGCACCAGGGUCCCGAGAAUCGUGCGUGGUUAAUUGUACGAACAUCGGUCUGGAGCGGGGACCAGCGGCGGGGGAUCUACCACCGGGAACUAACGUCCUAGAUCUGUCCAGGAACCGUAUCUCAUCUCUGGAGCCAAGUCUCUUUGAUCAACUCACCUCCCUACGAGAACUGUAUCUACAGGACAACAGAAUCAGUGUUCUCCCCAGAGGGGUCUUCUGCUCCAGACCCCUGUUCUCUAUACUAGAUUUGAGUAACAACCAGAUCACCACCAUAGAAGAAGAAAUAUGUGAUCAUUUAUUUAAUUUAACAGAAAUUGACUUAAGCAGCAACCCGUUUGUGUGUGACUGUAAGUUAUUUCGUCUGGUGAGCUGGCUUCAGGAGAGGGGAGUGCGGGUGCGUCACCCAGAGAACAUGCUCUGUGUCCAACCGCCUGACCUGAGACACCAACCACUACUCAAUGUGUCACUGCUCACCUGCGGUCUGAACUAUGCAGCCUGUCUGGAGGACAGUGACCACAGUGGAGGAGGCAGUGAGCUGGUCAUCUUCUCUUCAUCCACGCCGGGUAACUUCUCCCGGGAGGAGUGUAACUCUGUGUGUUACGGGGCCUCCCAACGCUACGGGGGCCUGGGGGCCCGGAGGGAGUGUCUCUGCAGCACCAACUACGAACCCAACCGCAUCAGUGAAGCUCAGUGCUCUGCUGCCUGCACCAAGCCUCACGUCAUGAAGGAAUGUGGUUGGACGUUGGCCCAUGACGUCUUUGUGGUGGACUUCGCUGCGUCUCUCCCUCCUUUCCCUCCCGUCAGUGUCCACUCCUCCGCUCAUCUGUCUCUCCUCUCUUCGGUGACCCCUGUCACCCUCUCCUGGGACUUCGGUGACCUUUCACCCCGGGUCAACGCUACGGAAACGGUCGACAUGACGACGAAUCAUAAAUACGCCGUCCCUGGGCGCUACCCUGUCAGUGUCACCGCCUGGGCCGGACCCAAGGAGGUGUGUGCACGCAGGGAGGUGAGAGUGACUCUGCCCCCUCGGUUGGAGCUGCACUGCCCACCGCUGACCGUAGCCAAUCAGAGCCUGGCGGUAAGACUGGUCAGCUGGGGGGGCGAGGGCGUGGCGGUGGACUGGAGGAUCACUAAGGACGGACAGGAGGCCGCCAGAGCCACUCCAUACUGUCCCAGGGAUGCAGUGUUCCAAUGCAGUGUUACAGACUCGUCCCAGUGCUUCCAGUUGGUUCCAGGGGAGUUCAGCUGGUCCGAGGCCAGGCGGCAGUGCUCCUCUACAGGGGGAGACCUGGCCGUGGUCCGCACUGACCCGCUACGCAGACGGCUGGCCGACAGAGUCACACAGUGUGUGUUCUCUACCCCCUACAGGGAGCGUAGUGUUUGGUUGGGUCUCAGUGACGUGGACUCUCCAGGCUCGCUGCGCUGGGUGGAUGGAUCGGAGGCGCUGGAGGGCGAGGGCGGAGGGAGAGACCGGGCUACGCUGGUUCGGGGGAAAGUGUGUGUGUCUCUAGACCACACAGCUCUGCCCAGCUCACACCCCUGCAGCACUAAACGGGCCUACGUCUGCCAGUACAGCCCCCAAGUGCGUGUUCCUGAUGCGGGGGUGUACCUGGUGGGCUUGGCUGUUUUCCCCACCCACAGACCUCUCUGUAGCCCCGCCCCCACACCGCUCUCCUCCCCUGAACCACCAGCCAGGAGCAUAGAGCUCCUGUUGUUCCCAGCGUUGGGGUUUGUUCAGGCAGGUCGUGUGUCAUCUGUAGAGUUCAUCUGUCAGGAGCUGUCCUCAUACACUCAGCUUGUCCUACAGAUCUACAGACCUCACUGUGGCCAGCACCCUGGACUAACCCUGCUGCUGCCUGGAUGCGGUGGUCUCCUAUGUCAUCCUGUGGCUCUGUGUGUCUCCAUGGAGCCCAGCACCUCCACCGCUUUACCAUCCACGUCCUGCCCUCCUCCCCAGCAGUGGUGCCCCUUCCUGGGCCGCUGCCUGCCCCUAGCCAGCCCCUGCCACCCUGGAUCCUGUGCCAACUGUACCCAGGCAGACACUCUGCCACCCGGGGCGCUGCGUCCCAGCUACAGCCUGGUGGAUGAGGUGGUGGUUACACUGCCUGCUGGACCUGUUACACACAUACUGGUGAGGGAGCAUGUCGAGGACCUGCUGGUCUCCCCCGGCGACAUCAUCGGCCUGCAGCACAACGCUGGCCCCGCCUCCCUGCUCCGCUGCGACCCUUCACCCCAGUCGCCGUGGCGACAGCCAAUCCUGGCCCUCAACCAAUCUGACUGGCUGUGGGCCAACUCCAACCAAUCAGAAGGUUCCGUGGACCUGGACCAGAGCGUUGAAAUUACCCUGGAGGAUGUUCGAGGAGGAGUCUGGGCUGCGGACGUGGUCUGCCCGAUCAGGGUGCUCUACGUUGGGCAUAGUGAGACCCAGCUACAGGGGUCCCAGCUCUCCUCCGGCCUCCCCCAGCCGGGGCUCUAUAGCCUGGAGGUGACCUCCGACGACCCUGCCUUCCCCGUCAUGGCGUCAUGUCCCAUCCGCGUGGUCCCUCCCCUGGGCCUCACCGUCCUCCACCCCCCCUCUCAGAACGGAACCUACUACUUCAGGCCCAACCAGACGGUGGUUCUGCUCCGGGUCCACUCUCAGUACGGAGCCAAAGUCCACUGGCAGGGAAGCAACCAGAGUGUCCUCUUCCAGGACCACUGCCCCCCUGACUUCCUGUCCACUGUGGGGGAGUGUAGAGGGGCAGGCAGGGCAGGAGAACCAGGGAGAGGCGGGGGGAACCAGAGCCACAGUCUGUUUGCGGUGAUAGAUCUGGGGCUCGGGGAGGAGAGGGGGCCGGUGGUGGUGAAUCUGUCAGCACACAGCGAGGUGACGGAGGCCAGUCUCAGCCUGUUGGUCGGGGUGGAGGAACCUCUGAGAGGUCUGGUGGUCCAGCCUCAUCCCAGACACAGAGUCCUCAUGGAAUCAGUCGUGAGCUAUACUGCUGCUGUAGAGGGAGGUUCCAGCCCAACCUUUAAAUGGACAGUGGAUGAUAAGCCCUACUUCACCUAUUACAACACCGUGCUGAACAUCAUAUACCAGAACCCAGCUGUCUACAAACUAUCGGUGACGGCGAUGAACCAUGUGAGCAACCUGACGGACCACUUCAACGUGACGGUCGACCGUAUGAACCCCAUGGUCAACCUCACGGUCACCGGCGUGCCUGGCGUGGUCACGCAGGGCUCGGACCAGUUCCUGACCACCUCCGUGGUCCUGGAUGUGUCCGUGGACGCCACCUUCCGGUGGUCGUUUGGAGACGGAGGUUACCAGGAAUAUGACUUUAAACCUCCCUACAACACCUCCCUGUACCCUCCCCUACCAGACUCCCCUACACAGGUGCUCCUGCCCAACAAAGUCAAGUACAAGUACCAACAGCCAGGAGUGUACACCGUCCUGGUGUCUGUGUCUAACCAUUACGAGAACAGAACCCAGCGCAUCGACAUGCACGUAUACAGUGUCCUUACCCACGUCGACAUAGAAACAGAGCCCCGCCUCCUCCAGGCCGGCCAACCAGCAGCUUUUGAGGCUCACGCCUUGCCCUCGGCCUAUGGCAUCGUCUAUACGUGGGAUUUUGCCGAUGGCUCCGCCUCCAGAGAGGGGCCUCAACGUCGUGUCAACCACACCUACGGGGUCGGCCACAGUGGCGUCCAUAAUGUGUGUGUGUCCGUGAAUAAUACCAUCAGCUGGACGAAGGCCUGCGCUGAGAUGUUGGUGUACGAGGAGAUUAAAGGGUUAACGGCGACCUCCUCCGCCCCGACCGAGCUCAACACCCCGACGACGGUCUCUGCACACCUGCAGGCCGGUAACAACGUCACCUGGAGCUUCGUCAUGGGCGACGGGUCCAUGGUGACGACGGCGGGUUCCGAGGUUCCGCACACCUACGUGAAAGACGGGAACUACACAGUGAACGUGACGGCGCGGAAUGCGGUGAGCGCCCGCUGGACCCUGGUACCUGUCCAGGUGUUCGUGCUGCAGGUGGUGAGGCUGGAGCCGGGGGGCUGUGUCAGGGAGCUGACCCAGGUCGACUUCCAGGCCUUCGUUUCGGGGAAUGCCUCCUCUCACCUGUAUGAGUGGAGCUUCGGGGACGGGACCCCCAACCAGACACACCUGGGCAGCCCCAGGAUCAACCACUCCUACGGGGGCAGCGGGGACUACCACCUCUCCCUGCUGCUGUCCAGCGGCGUCAACAAGGCCAACUUCUUUGCGUGGGUUUGUGUCCAGCCGGCGGUGUCCAACGUGACCCUGACCCCAGAGAAAUGCAACUUCAGACUGGGGGAGGAAAGCCGGUUCAGGGCCAGCGCCCGGCCAGACUUCGACUACACCUACCUAUGGGAUUUUGGGGUGAUUGAGGACUCUACACCUGUCCAGGGCCAUACGGACAUGGUGUUCACCUAUAAAAACCCUGGUCAGUACCUGGUGACGGUCACUGUGUCCAACAACAUCUCCUGCAGUAACGACAGCGUCCUGAUUCAGAUCCAGCGGCCGGUAGGACUGGUCCUGAUCCAACAUAACGGGACUAGAUCCAAUAACCUGACUCUGAGGGAGGUGUACCUCUUCACCACCUCUUCGCUGGCGCCUGCCAGCCUCUACACCUGGGAUUUCGGCGACGGAACGCCCCUCACCCCCGGCCCGAACGCGACACACGCCUACAACGUCUCUGGAGUCUUCAAUGUCACGCUGACGGCGGCGAACCCGGUGAGCAGCAACCACACCCGGGUUGCCGUGGCGGUCCUGGCACCCAUACGCGGCCUGGUGGUCAACGCUGAUCGGGUCAACGUUCCCAUAAACGCCACAGUCAACUUCAAGGCUCACCUGGAGGAAGGUGAUGGCGUGCGGUUUUCGUGGAACCUGUGUGACGGCUGCACGCCCAGGCUCCAAGAAUGGAAGACUCAUUACACCUUCCGGUCGGUGGGGACGUACAACGUCAUCGUCACAGCAGAGAGCGACGUGGGCUCAGCCCAGGCCAGCGUAUACAUCUACGUGCUGCGGGAGCUGGAGGGGCUGCAGAUCCAGCCUGAGGAGGAGAUGGGGGGCGAGGGGGGGUGCUGCUACGCUACGAACCGUGUGCUGCACCUCCAGGCCGCGCUGAGGGAAGGGACCAACAUGUCCUUCAGCUGGAACCUCCUCAGGGAGUUGGCGCCGGUCAGCACUGCGCUCAACCUCAGCGGGAAGACCAUCCCAGUCAACUUCUCCACCCCUGGUCCCUGUGAUGUCUUCCUGCGGGCCACCAACCUCCUUGGAACGCUCGCGGUGAACAGAACCAUCCAGUUCCUCGAUCCGGUUGGAGAGCUGUACCUGGAGACCAGCGUCAACCCUGUGGCGGUCAACUCCUCCACUAACCUGACGGUGUUGGCCAGUAAAGGCUCGGACCUGCAGUACCGGUGGUCGGCUGAUGAGGGCGCUCUAGGCUGGAAUGAGCCCUCUGUGGUUCAUCGGUUCACUGUUCCAGGAAUGAAGGUCGUUACUGUGGAAGUGUCCAAUGAGGUCAGCGCCGAUACGGUGUCCAAGUUCAUUGACGUCCAGGAAGUGGUAACAGGAGUUACGUUCUCUGCGACUAACGUCACGGAGCAGAACUUUGUGGCCACCGGCGUCAAUGUCUCCCUCCACGGAGAAUUAAGGACCGGCACCAACGUAUCUUGGACCUGGCUGUUGCUGGGCAGAACAGAAAUGGGACGGAGGGUGUCCCACGUUUUCCAGGAACCAGGGCAGUUCACCGUUAUGCUAAACGCUACCAACGACGUUAGCGGCGAGGCGUUUUCCAGAGAGUUGACGGUACAGGAUAAGAUUCAGGGGUUGGAGCUGAGGGCCAGUAAGAGGAUCGCUGCGGUCGGGGAGAGGGUGGAGUUUACCAUCGCCAAGGCGUCAGGGACGAACGUGAGCUUCAUCCUCAGCAUCAGCGGAGACUCGACCGUUUUCGGCCUCAACCAGACCUACGUUCACCAGUUCAGCCGGGUCGACACCUACAUGGUAAACCUGACCGCACACAACCAGGUGAGUUCUGAGCGGCGCCACCUGCAGGUGGAGGUGAUGGAGCCAGUGAGCAUGCUGAGUAUCCUGGACUGCUGUGACGUCGCCAUGCCUGUGGGCGUCAAGAAGACCUUGGUAGCCGACAUCCUGACAGGAAACCCGGUGACCUUCCUGUGGACCUUUGACCUUAACCACCUCCCCCUUCCCCACAUCGGGAAGGAGGUGACCUACAUCCCCGACCAGGCCGGGUCACUCACCAUCUACCUGAGGGCGUUCAACCUGCUCAACGGCCAGAACAUCACCAAGCACAUCCAGGUGCAGAACGUUCUGACGGAGGCCCGGGUGGAGGCCCGGCCCAGAGACACCUUCAUCAACAAGACGGUGAUGCUGAUGGCGGGCGUCACGCCUCAAUCCACACCCGUUACCUUCCUCUGGGACUUUAGGGACGGCUCUGCGCCCCUGCUCUCCGCCACCUCCUCUGUUGAACAUGUGUACGCGUUCCCAGGUCAAUACCUGGUCCAGGUGAACUGUAGUAACUUGGUGAGCUGGGUGGUAGCCAGGGUGGAGGUGACCAUCAGGGUGUUGGAGUGUGAGGAGCCAGAGGUUCAGGUAGUCCAGGCUCCUAGGCUAGCCAUCUGGCGCUACCAGCCCACCCUGGUGGAGGCUAGCGUGGACCUGAAGGCUUGCAUCCGCUACGGAGCCCAGUACCUCUGGGAGAUCUUCUCCACCCCGCACUGCAACUACGACCAUUCGGUGGCAGCACCUCUGGCCUCUAAGAUCCCUCUCCCGGGGGAAGUAGACGUGCGACGGCUGCAGCUCUCGCUGCCCAAGAUGGCUCUGCGUUCGGGGAACUACUCGCUGGUGUUCUCCCUGUCCUACCAGGGGGUUCCCCUGAGGAAGGCUGCCUGUCUACAGCUAACCGUCAUGGCCGCCCGCCUGGUUCCUAUCAUAGAGGGAGGGACCUACAGGGUGUGGUCCAAGACCCAGGACCUGCAGCUGAGUGCUGAGCAGAGCUAUGACCCCAACAUGAGCCUGGACAACCAGUCACUACUCCACUACCACUGGGACUGUGUCACCACCUCCAAGGGGCCAUCGUACUGUUCCAGUCUGAACUUUGGUCUGGGGUCCAGUGGUCCUGUCCUGGGUAUUCCUGGCUCUGAGCUCCAGGCAGAUGUAGAGUACACCUUCAGACUGACAGUCCGCAAGGAGGGAAUGGCCCCAGAGUCUACUACACAGACCGUGCUGGUCCAGAGUGGUCGUAUCCCCAUGGUCUACCUGGAGUGUGUCUCUUGUAAGGCCCGGUCCAUCUUCGAGGUCAGUCAGAACUCCUAUGUCUACCUGGCUGGAACCUGCACCAACUGUCACCCCUUCCACCGCGGGCGUUGGACGGCAGUCACCCUUCGUAACGAGACCCUGGUCCUGGACUCCAGCAGCACAACAACCGGACGUGACAGUAUGAACCUGGUUCUCCGCCAGGGCAUCCUGCAAGACGGAGACUCCUACGUCUUCACCCUCCACGUAACCGACGGCAACAUGGACCGCGAGGGCGUGGCGUCCAUCACGCUACAGCCCAACAUGCCCCCGGCGGGCGGGGACUGUGACCUGCGAGUGGGGGGAGGAGGAGAGGGGGGACCAAUCAGAACACUGGUGGACAGGGUGUACUUCAACUGUUCAGGUUACAGUGACCUGGGCGUGUCAGAGACCCCUCUCCUGUAUAGCCUGUUGGUGACUCGCUGCAGUGACAUGCACUGUGAGGAGUUCUGUGUGUAUAAAGGGACCAGUCCAGAGCACUCUGCCUUCCUGCCCCCUGGGUUCAGAUCAGGUCGAUACAGGGUGUCAGCAUCCAUUACUGUAGAAGACCACCAGGGGGCAGCAAUCACCGCUCUCAACAAGUCUGUGGAGGUGGUUCUUCCAGACAGUCCUCCAGGCUACAGCAGCCUGCCCCACUGGCUCAGUGAGCUGACCUCCACCACACUCAGACAGCUACUGAAACAGGGAGACUCACAGAGGGUCAGAGAGCUGUCCCUGGUCCUGAUCACUGUUCUCAAUGAGUAUGAGCAGACCCGUGAGUCGCCGAUAGUAUCCAGGGCGGAGCGCGGUUUCCGGGUCAUCGUGCGUAGUGACAUCACCAGAGCUCUCACGGCCCUCGACCUGACUACAGUUAACGACAUACAGCAGACCUCGGCUGCCCUGGCACAAUGCACGGCGGUGAGUCGGGAGUUUAUCUGUGAGGAAUGUCAGAACAGCACGUUGAAUAAGCUGGAGUUGAUGUUGGACAUCCUGGAGACAGACACCAAGCAGGGAACAGUCACACCUACUGAGAUAGCAGACAACAUCCUCAACAUCAUGGGUGACCUUAUCCACCAGGUAAGCCAGUCGGCCUCCCAGCAGCUCUUGGGGCCCCCUACCCCGACCUAGCUGGACUCCUCCCUUCCCCAGCCUCACCAGCCCCCCGAGGCACACCCCCUGCGCGUAGCAGCCCAGGCCUAUAAUCUGUCGUCGGCGCUGAUGCGUAUCCUGAUGCACUCCCGCGUCCUUAACGAGGAACCACUGGUGCUGCGGGGGACGGAGAUUGCCGCCACGGGAAAACGGGCCGACCCCCAGUCACUGUUCUGUUACCACGACGAUGACUCACCGGAGUGCAGACGGUUCUCCAUCCCCAGAGCCUUCAACAACAGUCUGAGCAGAGCAGCUACCAGCGUGGUACAACUCAUGUUCCAGGUGGAGCCCAACCCGUUCCCCUUUAACUUUGUGGCUAACUACACAGUCAGUACCGAGGUGGCCUCCAUGGAGUUCCGGGCAGACAACGGUUCCCAGAUCCCAAUCUCAGACCUCGACGACAACCAAGCCAUCACCGUUGCCGUGAACAAUGGCAGCGCCACCGACAGCAAUGGGGCAGGGGUGACGGGAGUCCCUUUAGCCAGGGCCAUUAACGUGAGCCGGUGUGACUCUGUCAUCGUACGGGUCAGCGCCGGUAACUCCAACCAGCAGGCCGGACUGUUCAUCCAACUCAACUUCACCACCCUGGACGACGGGGUGAGGUCAGAGGUGAGCGAGGCGGACCCCUCCAUCAUGACCUACCUCCACUCCUCCAACUGGCCCAACGAGUUCAACUUCACAGACAGGAAACGCAUCACACUCAGCAUGACCAGGGGGCGGGACCUGGACCACAGGAAGUACACCUUCUUCCUGUCCCCAGAGUCCCAUGACACAACCCUGGACUACUAUGUCAACGUGACAACGGGCUGUACCACUGACUCCCCCAGCGCGGGGGUGCGUCUGGAGGUGGGUGUGUUUACGUCCCUGUGCCAGUACUUCAGUGAGAGCGCCAAGCUGUGGCGUACGGACGGCAUGGUGCCGCUGGCAGAGACUAAUGCCAGCCGGGCCGUCUGCAGCACCCGGCACCUCACAGCCUUCGCUGCCAGUCUCUUCGUUCCACCUGAUGCUGUCACCUUCAUACGGCCUGAGCGGGGGGUUCCCAGCCUCGUGGUGUUGUUGACGUGUGUGGUGGGGUUGCUGUGUUACGCCGUGGCGGCGGCCAUCUUACAUAAACUGGACCAGCUGGACCUGAGGAGGGCGGGAACGGUGCCGCUCUGUGGACACGACGGAACAUUCAAGUACGAGGUGCAGGUCAAGACCGGCUUCAGCCGCGGGGCAGGCACGUCAGCACAUGUAGGCAUCAGUGUGUACGGCUGUGAGGGGCGUAGCGGGCAUCGACACCUGGACAGCCCCGGGGCCUUCGCACGUAAUGGACUGGACAUCUUCCACAUCGCCACGGAAACUAGCCUGGGCAGCGUCUGGAAGAUCCGCGUCUGGCACGACAACAAGGGUCUGUCUCCAGCAUGGAAGCUCCAGUACGUCCUGGUGAAGGACCUACAGACAGGAAGCAGUUACUAUUUCCUGGUAGAGGAGUGGCUGUCAGUGGACAACGAGAGGACAGCUGGAGGCGUGGAGAUAGAGGUGGAGGUCUCAGAAGAGGCAGAGCUUCGUCGGUUGCCCCGCCUCCUGAACUGGGAGCUUCAGCGUGCUCUGUGUGAGAGUCACUUGUGGCUGUCGCUAUGGGAACGGCCCGUCCGCAGUCCCUUUACCCGCCUCCAGAGGGCGACAUGCUGCGCCCUGCUGCUACAGCUCUGUCUGCUGGCUAACACCAUGUGGUACAGCACCGUGGCCAAUAGGAGCUACAGCUCUGUAGCAGUGUCCAGGCUGGUGGUGGUGAAUGUGGAGACUGUGGCUGUGGGAGUGGUCAGCUGUCUGGUGAUUUACCCCCUCUACCUGCUGGUCUUCACUCUCUUCAGGAUGAGUCGUAGCAAGUGUGUGUCAGUAGAACAGGUGCCGUCCUCCCAGGUGGACCAGGAGUCAGUGGAGAUAGAUGACUUCCUGGACAACUCCAUGGCAGGAAGCUCCUUCCUCAUCUUUAACGGUGUCCCUGGAGAGACCUAUUCAGAAGAGACCAACGUGGACCUCCCCCCCACGCCCUCCACCAAGAGUGUCCAGAGUUGGGGUGUGGUCCAGGAAGAGGAUGACGACGAGGAGCGUGAUUGGCCAGAGUUGUUGAGUGACAUGUCUGAGGUGGGAGGGGCGGGCCUGGGGGCGGGGCUACCCAAGUUGAAGAGAGGUCAAGGUUCAAGACACCUGGGGGUGGACAUGACCCUUCACCCUGACAAUGACGACCUCACACACCGCAAUAAGUACUUCACAUCCUCAGAUGAAGACCUGAUUAAGCGGAUCCUGGCGGACGGCCAGCUGCAGGUGUCUCAUCUCUGUGACCCCCAACAUUUCUUCUCCCAGACAGCAGACAGCGAGACGGCCGACCUGUCCAGUAUCUUUGGUGAUAAGACAGAGGUGGUCCUCCUUCAGAAGAUGAAUGAACCGCUGUCCCUCGGAGCCGUCAAGAGGGAGCCCCCUAGAACAGCCUUCACCUCACGCACAGUUGUAACAGACGUGUGUAGUCCGAGGCGUUUCCCUCCCUGGUGUGGGCAGGCUGCUCUAUGGGGCAGCUGGUCGGGGCUUGUCCUAGCCAAUGGGCUGUCAGUGUGGGCAGGAAGAGGCUUCAGUGAUGCCGUGGCUCUGAUGUGGAUCAUUUCCUGUAUCGGUAGCUUCCUGUCCUCCUGCUUGCUGCUGGAGCCAAUCAAGGUGCUACUAGAAGGCCUGUACUUUGCCCUGUGGGUGAAGAGGCUCCGCCCAGAGGAGCAGGAUGUCCUGGUGGAGUGUCCUCGUGUUGACAGAGUUGUCCAGCGUGUCCCCAGAGUCAGACCACCCCAAGGCUUCGCUCUGUCCCAGGCCAGACAGCAGGCCCGCAAGGUCCACAUGCUGCACAGCAUGCUCAAGAACUUCCUGGUCUACAUGCUCUUCCUGUUGGUGGUGUUGCUGCUCAACUACUCUGACACGACCAAGGACACACACAGCCUGCGACUCCGCACACAGUUACAACUCACACUACACACACCGGACCAGGCCAACAUCAGCAGGCGUGAGGAUGUGUGGGCAUGGCUUUCAGGCUCCCUGUUGCCAAGGUUACUGGAUAGCACCACCCUAAUGCAGGAAACAGGAAGUGUGCUCCUGGGCACGCCCAGACUACGACAGAUACGAGACGUUAGUCUGUCCUCUCCAGGUUCCAUCCAUGGGGCAGGAGCAGCAGGCUGGGGAGAGGGGUUGACUGGCUCAGCAGUACACAGGAAGCUGACCCAGAACUGGACCUUACACACGGCUGAUGACAACGGAGCGUGGCGUUGGGGUCAGGUGAUGGUGUACGGGAGCGGAGGUUUCGUCCAACAGCUGAACAGGAACAUAGAGGAGACCAGAACAUCACUACAGUACCUACAGCAGUUACACUGGAUGGACCACAUGACACGGGCUGUGUUUGUGGAGUUCUCUCUCUACAACACCAACACAGACCUUUUGGCCUUCUUCUCCUUCCUGUUUGAGUUCCCCGUCUCUGAGCACACUCAGUCCAGCCUCGACCUUUUGACCUUCCGCCUGCAGCCUAUCACAGGCCUCGACCUGCAGCUGCAGCUCACGAUCCUUCUGUUCUCCCUCGUGGUGUAUUUCUGUGUAUGUGCGGUCCUGGGCCUGAUGAGAGAGGGCUGGGUAUACCUCCUGUGCCCGUGGCGGUUGCUGGGCGCUUGCAGCCUGGCGCUGGCAGCGUGUGUGUGUGGCCUCCACAUCAGCCGAUGUGCCGCCGCCGGGCGCCUGUGGGCGUCGUACCUACGGCAACGAGACGGGUACACUGACUUCUACCCGCUGGCACGGCAGAGCCAAGCUUACACCCUGCUGUCUGCCAUGCUCCUGUUCAUACUGGUGUUGAAGGCGUCCCACCAGUUGCGUUUCCUGAGGGAGUGGGCAGUGUUUGGCAGGGCUCUGAGACGCUCUGUCUGGGAACUGAUAGGAACAGGUCUGGUCCUGCUGGUCCUGCUGCUGGCCUACUCACACACAGGACACCUGCUCUUCCACUCCGUGAUGGACGGAUAUGGCAGCGUGAGCUCCGCCUGCCUGUCGUUGCUUGGCGCCGGCGGGCGUGGCCUGUUGUCCUUGCGACCAUCGUCAACAACAACCGGCCCCUCUAGCUCCGCCUCCAGCCUGGUGUUCCACGCGAGCUUCGCCGUGCUGCGGCUGGCAUUGCUAUGGCUGGUGACCUCUGCGUUGUUAAGGAACUAUCGCCGGGCGCGGGCGGAGUUGUACCGCCCGGUGGUGGACCUACAGGACUAUGAGAUGGUGGAGCUGUUUCUACGACGACUGAAGAUGUGGAUGGGCCUCAGCCGUACCAAGGAGUUUCGUCACAAGGUGCGUUUUGAGGGCAUGGAGCCCCCCCCCUCUCGCUCCUCCUCCACCAGUGACUGUCAGUCCCUGUGCCUGCCCCCUCUGGACGGCUCCGAGUCGCCCCCCAGCUCUGGCAGCCUGGACGGGACCUCUGAGGCCUCCUGGAGACCCACCUCUUCCAGCCCCUGUAGCCUGACAGAGGCCCCCGGGCUGAGCCUGGGUCCCGGGGGAUUGGGACCAGGUGCGUUGGCGGGUGGAACAGCCUGGCGAGAAAGGGCGGAGACUGAGGCGACUCUGAAAAGACUUCUGCCCACACUGGACGCUUUGCUGCAGCAGCUGGACCGGGUCACCGUGGCGACCGAGGAGCUGUACCGUACCGAGUGUGUCCUGGAGCAGGGCCGAGGAGGGAAGGGGAGGAGAGGGGAGGAGGAGAGGGGGAGAGGAAAGGGGGAGGAGAAAGACUCUGCUGGACAGAGAGAAAGAAAAGGAGGUCAGCAGAAAGUCAACACUGUGGUGGGGGUAGUGGGCGUGGCUCAGCCUAAAGAUACAGGGAACUCUGGGGCUAACCCUAAACACACCCCGAAAUCGACCCCUGUCCCGGUUCCUGCCCCUACAUCUACCCCUGCCCCGAAAUCAACCCCUGUCCCGGUUCCUCCCCCUAUAUCUACCCCUGCCAUGAAAUCGGCCCCUGAUCCUACCCCAAUAUCUACCCCUGCCCUUAAACCUACUCCGAAAUCUACCCCUGUAUCUGCCCCUAUAUCUGACCCAAAAUGUACCCCAGUUUCUCCCCAUAUCAUAUCCCCUGCCUUGACCCCUGCUCCUGCCCCUGUACCCCUCUCUACUCCCGCCCUACCCUCCACCCCUGCCCCCUCCUCCUCCUCCUCAACUCCCGCCCCUCGAGAGUGACCCCCUACGGAGAGAGAGACCCUGCCCCCCAGCCUCUUCAACCACCCGGCCCACACCACCACCAUUCCCACACGCAAACGCAAGCCCCCGCCGCUCAAGAACAAGGUGCACCCCAACCCAGACAGGCAUGUGUCCGGACACCCCAAACCCUGAGGACCCCUCCUGAAGGACCCUCAAGAAGAAGAAAGGAUGUUAGGGAUGGAUGGACAGAACGGGCCGUAGGGAGGAGUGGAAGGAAAGGAAGGAUC
Molecule: messenger RNA, 14314 nt
Organism: Oncorhynchus nerka (sockeye salmon)
Lineage: Eukaryota; Metazoa; Chordata; Actinopteri; Salmoniformes; Salmonidae
Gene: pkd1a
Product: polycystic kidney disease 1a
Biological process (GO): kidney development; calcium ion transport
Cellular component (GO): plasma membrane
Molecular function (GO): monoatomic cation channel activity; protein binding
Source: RefSeq, a predicted model, not a curated record